AGUGUAUAAUUCGGUGUUGGUGUUAAAUGAAAAAUAACGUCAAGAGCCAGUGAAACAGACACGGGCUUGGACGGAAUUGGUAGGAGAGCAGUGGUGAAGAGGAUGGUGAUUAUCGCAAAUUCAUCUCGGUGAAUUAUUUUGUUGAUAUAAAAAACAACUUAUAACACAUCUAGCUAAAUGGCGGAUUCGAGGUAGUGAGGGGUGAUCGAGCGGAAAAUGGGAACUGGACAUGCAGUGAGGUACUGACACCGGUGUGAAAAACGGAGAGGAAGAAAAGUGAGAGUGGAGACCACUAAUCGAUAUCAAAGCGGCUUUCCAGAAAGCAGGCAACACGUCCUACAGGGGAAAUGACAAAAGGGUGAUGGCCGAGGGAUAACGGCAAGGACUCUCAGCCCUUCCACCCCUCCACCCCUUCCACCCCCUGUUUCUUCUUUUUUAUCUUAUCCAAACACCUCUCUCCUCUCCCUGUUUAAAUUUUUUUUUUUUACUUUCCUGUUUUUCUCAAUUUUCCGUUGAGCCAACUCACUCUCCUGCUCCUCUAUUUAAUGGAGGACAGCCAAGCCGAUAACAACAAAGCACGUCUCCAUCUCCGUCCAGCAAUAGAAGUUCUGGAUCGUUCUCCUGUCGUGUUAUUGAUGACAAAAUGAUUGGAUGAGAAGUAAGGAUCAUAUGAUUGGACCUCAGUUCUCUCCACCCCUAUUGGACAACGUUUUUUCUUUCUCAUCUUUGUGUUUUCUUUGGACCCUAUUGGCUGUUUGUCACUUCAACACUGUCCCACCUCAACUGUUUUCUUUUCCUCACUGUAGUCCAUCCUCUGAUGUCAUUGGGCCAUGGUUCGCAAGAGAGGCUCCCUUAUCUUGUGUGGAGCUUUCCUAUUCGUCGCCUGCAAUGGCUUGCUUCUCCUGUUCCUUUGGGGACGAACUCCCAUUGGUCGCUUUGGGGAAGGGGGCGGGGCUGAACCAGGAGGGCGGGAAGAGUGGGGUGUGGCCAAAAUAAAAGGGGGUGGGACUAAUCUGGCUGGCGAGGUGAUCCGAUUGGCCGAAGAGGUAGAAUCGGAACUCGAGACCCAGAAGGAACUUCUGAAGCAGAUUCAGAGUCACAGGUCACUAUGGGAAAAGAGGAAAGGGAUGGGAAAAAGACAGACGGAUGGAGGGAAGGUAGAAAAUAAAGAGGAGGAACACAAACCGAUACCACAGUUGUCUGCAGUACCUCCAACGGAUGAUUCAGAGAACAAGGACCAAAGUCAAGAGGAAAAUACACCGGAAUUGAUCAUUACAGCAGUCCAAAACCCUGAAGUAGACAGAAAACUGGACAAUGAAAUAAAAGAGCUGACCGACUACACCAAAUUGGAAGUCACUGUCAUCAGCCCACAAGUUGUCAUUCCCAUAUUGGUCAUCGCCUGUGACAGAGUGACUGUGAAAAGGAGUCUUGACAAGUUGAUCCAAUACCGCCCCUCUGCAGAACUCUACCCAAUCAUAGUUAGUCAGGACUGUGGCCAUGCUGAGACAGCCCAAGUGAUUGGCUCAUAUGGCAGUCAGGUGACCCACAUUAGCCAACCAGACCUCUCGAACAUCCGGGUACGGCCGGAGCACAGAAAGUUCCAGGGCUACUAUAAGAUUGCCAGACACUACCGCUGGGCCCUCAACCAGGUGUUCAACACACUCUCUCACUCCACCGUAGUGAUUGUGGAAGAUGACUUGGAGGUGGCCCCAGACUUCUUUGAGUACUUCCGUGCCCUCCACCCCAUCUUGACCUCUGACCCCACCCUGUGGUGUGCGUCUGCCUGGAACGACAACGGCAGGGAGGGGCUGGUGGACCCUGGGAAGGCGGACCUCCUCUACAGGACAGACUUCUUCCCUGGGCUGGGCUGGAUGCUGCUGAAGGACAUCUGGGCAGAACUAGAACCCAAGUGGCCCACGGCCUUCUGGGACGACUGGAUGCGUCACCCCGAGCAGCGUAAAGAACGCUCCUGCAUCCGCCCAGAGAUCUCCAGAACUAUGACCUUUGGACGCAAGGGUGUCAGCUUGGGUCAGUUCUUUGACCAGUAUCUGCGUUAUAUUAAACUCAACACUGACUUUGUGCCUUUCACCAAACAGGAUCUGUCUUACUUGAUGAAGGAGAACUUUGACGUGAACUUUGUGAAGCAGGUUUACAGCGCCCCCCUGGUUAAGGUGGAGGAGCUACAACAAGGGGGAGGUUUGACGGGAACAGGUCCGUACCGGGUGCAAUAUUCCAGCCGGGACAAUUUUAAGGUUCUGGCCCGUAACUUAGGGGUGAUGGAUGACUUGAAAUCGGGGGUUCCCCGUGCGGGUUACAGGGGUGUGGUUAGCUUCCUGUCCCGUGGACGACGGGUCUUCUUGACCCCACCUGAGGGAUGGACAAAGUACAACGUCAGCUGGAGCUGAAAUGUUUGGACAGGACUUAGUGCGAAUGUUAUCGAAGACAGACUCGACAGAGAGGAACACCCUCUCAAACCAAAGAAAACAAGGUAACAUGAAGGAACUGAAGCUAAACAGACCGGUGUGUGAAGGGAUUGGAUAUGUGUGAUAGAGUAAGACACUCGUUUUAUGAGUGAAAACCUGAAUGCAGUGUGACACAGGGCAACACCCAGGCAGUGAAACCACAUAGCACGUCUCACAGAAAUGACAAACCAUUUAAUGCUUGGUUGUUCUCCUGCUAGAGCUGGAACGCUUUAUGGUAGGGGUGUCAAUCAUUCCAUGGAGGGCUUAGUGUUUUUUUUAUAAUGACCUAGACGACCAGGUGAGGGGAGUUCCUUACUGAGACCUAGACGACCAGGUGAGG
This is a messenger RNA of Salvelinus namaycush (lake trout), 2802 nucleotides long. Its product is annotated as alpha-1,3-mannosyl-glycoprotein 2-beta-N-acetylglucosaminyltransferase-like. Gene Ontology annotation, biological process: protein N-linked glycosylation. Gene Ontology annotation, molecular function: alpha-1,3-mannosylglycoprotein 2-beta-N-acetylglucosaminyltransferase activity. Gene Ontology annotation, cellular component: Golgi apparatus. Bases 831 to 2405 code for a protein of 524 amino acids. Lineage: Eukaryota; Metazoa; Chordata; Actinopteri; Salmoniformes; Salmonidae. The record is from RefSeq and is a predicted model, not a curated record. The transcript has 3 exons.